Molecule: messenger RNA, 872 nt
Organism: Gongylonema pulchrum
Lineage: Eukaryota; Metazoa; Nematoda; Chromadorea; Rhabditida; Gongylonematidae
Source: the annotation of a GenBank genome assembly
AUGGUGGAAUCUGGCAAAGAUUUGAAAAUCGAUGCGGCUUGGCUUGCCGAUAGGAUAAAUAGCACGGUGGUGGAUGCAGACGGUCACUGGAGGACAGCUCUUCUGAACGAUAUCCUUGCGAAAGCAGCCAAACCCUGUGUGCCGGAGGAGAGCACGAAAAAGACAGUUUUCACGGUUGGUGCAGAAGAAACGACAAGCGAAGAAGGUGCACUUGUGGCCAGUACCAAUCGUGGUUGUCGUGCUUUAUUUGAAUCUGGUGGAGCAAUUGCUCGGGUAUACAAAGAUGGCAUGACACGCGCUCCUGUUGUUCAGUUCGAAAGUACUUUGAAAGCUCUUGAAAUGAAAGGUGUGCUCGAGUCACCAGACUGCUUCAGAGAACUCAAAGAUGUCUUCGAUGCUACCAGCAGUUAUGCUAAGCUGCAGAGGCUCGAGGCCGAUGUGUGUGGCCGUUUGCUGUUCAUUAGGUUCGAAGCUACUACGGGUGAUGCGAUGGGAAUGAAUAUGGUUUCGAAGGGUGUAAAUUGCGUUCUGUCUCAUCUUAAAAAGAAAUACCCAGAAAUGGAGAUAUUAUCAUUAUCUGGUAAUUAUUGCGUCGAUAAGAAGGCGAGCGCAAUCAAUUGGAUUAAGGGACGAGGGAAGUCAGUUGUCAGUGAAGCAACUAUUCCGGCUGCAGUUAUUCAGAGUGUCCUGAAAACAACGGUUGAUGCAAUGGUACGUCUUGGGCAAGCCAAACUGAUGAUUGGUUCUUCAAUGGCUGGCACUGUUGGUGGUUGGAACGCUCAUGCUGCCAAUGUUGUUGCGGCAAUAUUCAUUGCAACAGGACAGGUUAAUGCAAACCAUUGCUGUAGUAUUCGGAUUUUAAGUAAAUAACA